Salvia miltiorrhiza (redroot sage) is the source of this 907-nucleotide messenger RNA. RefSeq names its product transcription factor DIVARICATA-like. The record is from RefSeq and is a predicted model, not a curated record. Bases 115 to 690 code for a protein of 191 amino acids. Lineage: Eukaryota; Viridiplantae; Streptophyta; Magnoliopsida; Lamiales; Lamiaceae. The transcript has 2 exons. Gene Ontology annotation, molecular function: DNA binding.
UAGGCGACAGCCGAGGCCCAUGCCAGAGGGGCAGCGUAUCGUAUUUGAACUCUAGAUUUAACCAACUUCCAUAUCAAACCCUCCCCGCAUUAAAAAAAUUCUCGAAUCUCGUAGAUGAAUAGUAUGUAUUCAACCCAAGAUUCCAACGGCGGCGAAAGCAGCAUGGCAGCGGCGGAGUGGAGCUGGUCGGAAGACAAGAUUUUCGAGGAUGCUCUGGUGAAGUUCCCGGAGGGAACGCCGGACAGGUGGCAAAAAAUCACCGGGCAACUCCCCGGAAAAUCGGAGCGCGACGUGAUCGCGCACUACGAGGCACUGGUGCACGACAUCGCCGCCAUAGAAGCCGGCGAAGUUGAAGUCCCGAGCUAUCCGGAGCCGAGGGAAACUCGGCGGCGAUCGGUGGGUUCCGGCGGCCAACGCGAGAGGAAGAAGGGCAGGGCUUGGACGGAAGAAGAGCACAAGUUAUUCUUGCGAGGGCUGGAGAUAUACGGGAGGAGCGAUUGGAGGAGCAUUUCGAGGAACGUGGUGAUAACGCGGCUGCCGUCGCAAGUGGCGAGCCAUGCGCAGAAGUACUUCAAACGUAAGGAAUUGGAGGACAAGUACAGGAAGCGCUCCAGCAUUCACGAUAUCACUACCCCGCAUGAUGCUGAUUCCUCCCUUCCAGAAACUUCCGAUGCUGAGCACAAUCAAUGAACUAGCUUCACCACUUUCCAAUUCUUUGAUUAAUUAAGAUGCAUAGAUGGCUUAGGUUUUUCUUGUGAUUAGUAAGUUUCCAUCCUCAUUAUCACUUCUUUUGUUUUUUGAGACAUAUGAUGCACCUUUUCUUUCGGCUUUCUCUUGUGAUUUACUACUAUUUCUGAGAUUACUGCUGAUCGGGGAAAUCGUUUAUAAUAUCACUAGUUCAAUUGCA